UAACGUUUAUGUUUGUCGUGUGAAUCACGAGAUUUCGUUAUUCAAAUCCGAUUAACUAUAUUUAAUAAAAACGCUCUCCGUCAACCACAACAACCCUUCCUUCCACCACUUUUCUUCUCAUGAAGAAACAGAAAUUCAUUGGCUUUCUUAAUUGAAUCUUCUAUAUAUAAUUAUUCCCAUCCUCCUCGCAAAACAAAAAAUAGAGCAUUAUUAUCAAAACCACCCUUCUCUUAGUUUUGUUUCCUCAAACAAUACCUUUCAAAAGAUGGGAUCUGACUCUAGUUGGUUGGUUCACAUGGAAGUGAUGUUGGGGUCUCUAGAUCAUAUAGAAGUUCAGUCAUGCAGCAUUUGUAGAGUUUCGGACGAGCUUAGAGGUCUGAAAGAGAAGGCUUACAAGCCAAAGUGUAUCUCAAUAGGACCUUUACAUAGGGGAGCAACGAGUUACCUCGAAUUGAUGGAAGAGUCUAAAUGGCAAUAUAUGCGCGAGUUUCUUGAACGACAAGGAAUAAUCCGAGAGCAAAACAGAACUUCAGAGGUAAGGUUAAACGAAUGUGGCAAUGAUAUUGUCAAAUUGGUUGAAAUCAUUCGCGCAAGCUAUGGUGGUAGCAUCUUUGACUCGGAAUCACCCCAAGAAAUCGCCAAAAUAAUGAUAUUGGAUGGUUGUUUUUUGUUAGAGUUUCUCACUAGACUUGGCAAUUACAAAUUAAGUUACGAUGAUCCAAUAUUUGAAACCAAGGAAAAAGUGUUGUCGAUUGUGAACGACAUCACAAUGCUUGAGAAUCAAAUACCCUUCAUUGUUCUCAAGAAGUUAUAUAGGAAGGUCUUUCCAGAUGGCUCUGAAAUUGAGGACGAUCAUCGAGUUGCUAAUAUUGUGCGUAAAGCUUUUGAUUACCCUUUGGUGAAUGCCACGGGCGGUGCUCAUAUACUUCAUUUGAUACACUUGUCUACAGUUGAUCAAAGCAAACGCGAAGAGGGAAAACGAGCAAAUCAACAACUAUUUCGAUGUGCUUCUAGGCUUCGAGCUGCUGGGAUAAUUAUCUGUCCAAAAAAACAAAACAUUAGUAAUAACCAGCAGCAGCAUACUUUGGCGGAUACAUUCGACUUUGAUAUAAAUUUCAAUAUUGAAUCGGGGAAGCUGGAAAUCCCGGUGUUGUAUGUCAAGGAAACAACAGAAGUGAGAUGGAGAAAUUUGAUUGCUUGGGAGCAGAGCAGAAUUGGGGUUAAAUGCAAAUACACAUCGUAUGCACUUUUCUUCAAAGAAUUAAUAUGUUGUAAACAUGACAUUGAAUUGCUUGAAGAAAAAGGAGUUAUAGUAGUACUAAAUAAGUGUGUCAAGAGCAAAGAAUUGUUAACACUUUUUCGCACCAUCUCAAAGGGCGCGGAGCAUAUGGAUUCCAGUUACAGUGAGAUUUGUGAUAGGUUGAAUGUGUACAAGGGGGAAAAAGCCACAAAAGCUUUUGGAUUGCGGCUAAUCGUUUGGCAUCAAUGCAAGCGCAUUUUUGAGGUGGUCUUGUACUAUUGUCAAAAUUGGUACAAAAUUUUGAGACGCGACCAUAUACCUACUGUUUGGAAAUUUAUAGGAGUUGUGGCGGCUAUUUUGCUUCUUGUUCUCACCAUCAUGCAGACUUAUUACUCCGCGCGCGGCUAGUUAAUUAACUUUAAACAAAGAUUUUGUAUUGUGUUCAAAUUGAAUUAGGCUUGUUUUCAUGUAUUUUCUUGCCUCUUAUCAUUUUUUACCAAAGUACUA
Molecule: messenger RNA, 1747 nt
Organism: Trifolium pratense (red clover)
Lineage: Eukaryota; Viridiplantae; Streptophyta; Magnoliopsida; Fabales; Fabaceae
Product: UPF0481 protein At3g47200-like
Exons: 2
Coding region: 266-1648 (460 amino acids)
Source: RefSeq, a predicted model, not a curated record